This is a messenger RNA of Gymnodraco acuticeps, 4551 nucleotides long. RefSeq names its product phosphatidylinositol transfer protein, alpha b (gene pitpnab). The record is from RefSeq and is a predicted model, not a curated record. Lineage: Eukaryota; Metazoa; Chordata; Actinopteri; Perciformes; Bathydraconidae. Gene Ontology annotation, molecular function: phosphatidylinositol binding; phosphatidylinositol transfer activity; phosphatidylcholine intramembrane carrier activity. Gene Ontology annotation, biological process: phospholipid transport. Bases 222 to 1034 code for a protein of 270 amino acids. The transcript has 12 exons. Gene Ontology annotation, cellular component: cytoplasm.
UGCACAGGCCACUGCGCGCAACAGCAACGCCGCUCCGCGUCCUGAUCAGGAAGUGAAUCUGAGGGAAAUAAGCGACUGUGGAGGUAGAGUGACAUAGAGGGGGAGAAGUGGGAGAGAAGCAAGCGGAGAUACAAGAGACUAACGGAGGGAGGGAUCGACCCUUGUUUCUGGACCCUGUAUUGAGCUGCUCCCCUCUUGGAGAUACUGCACCGCCAAAAAAAAUGCUCAUAAAGGAAUUUCGAGUGAUUCUUCCUAUCUCUGUGGAAGAGUACCAGGUCGGCCAGCUGUACUCUGUGGCUGAGGCCAGUAAGAAUGAGACGGGUGGAGGAGAAGGAGUGGAGGUGCUCAAAAAUGAGCCCUACGAGAAAGAUGGAGAAAAGGGACAGUACACACACAAAAUCUACCAUUUGCAGAGUAAAGUGCCGUCGUUCGUCAGAAUGUUGGCUCCAUCUUCAGCUCUCAACAUCCACGAGAAAGCCUGGAACGCAUACCCAUACUGUCGCACAGUUAUCACUAACGAGUAUAUGAAAGAGAACUUCCUGAUUAAGAUUGAGACAUGGCACAAACCGGACACGGGACAUCACGAAAAUGUUCAUGGUUUGGAUCCAGAAACCUGGAAGAAGGUGGAUGUAGUCUAUCUUGAUAUCGCUGACAGGACCCAAGUGGAGCCGAAGGACUACAAGCCAGAGGAGGAUCCUUGUAGGUAUAAGUCAGUGAAGACGGGACGAGGCCCUCUAGGACCAGACUGGAAGAAGGAACUUCCUAAGAAGACAGACUGCCCGCACAUGUGUGCCUACAAACUGGUCACUGUCAAAUUCAAGUGGUGGGGCCUGCAAAACAAAGUGGAGAGCUUUAUUCAAAAGCAAGAGAAGCGUUUGUUCACUAAUUUCCACCGUCAGCUGUUUUGCUGGAUCGACAAGUGGAUCGACUUGAACAUGGAAGACAUUCGUCGCAUGGAGGAGGAGACACGCAAGGAGCUAGAUGAGAUGAGAGUGAAGGACCCAGUGAAAGGGAUGGUGGCUCUAGAGGACUGAGGUUGUGUCGGACCGUGAAUGCUGCUGCUCAUCAGACCGGACUACCCAGACACCAGCGGAUUCACUUCCUCUUAAUAUUCCAACUGCCACAACACCUGACCGGCCGGUCCAACCCCCCCCCCCCCACACACACUCCCCUCCCGCUGCACAAUCUGGUUUUCAGGGACCUGGACCCAGUGAACUCCCAGUUUUCAGAUGAUCUCCUCCAACCCAUCCCACCUCCCUUGAGUCCUAUCCACCUCUUUUUAGUUUUUCCAUCCAGUGUCCCCAUCUUAUUUCCUGCCGAGGCCUCCAGUAGCGACACUAUAGAUCCUACAGUCCUUCCUCGCUCUUUCUCUGUCACUAAACUGUUCUAAGCUACAGAGGAAAUAGUGUCAUUUAUCUCUGCAAUUUAGGAUUUGUAUCUACUUUAAAUAUCCCAAUGGUGUAUAUGUACAGUAUGCCGUAUAUAGGGGAGUUGAAUAAUUGUAUUGAUAUAUACAUAAAUAUAAAUAUAUAUGAACAGGGUUUUUAAAAGGAUUUGUCUGUAAGUUUGUCUGAGGAUGUUUAGUUUUUCCAGACCAAGCUGUGCUCAUUGUUGAGUUCUGAUCCUGUGAUUUUCUUUCUUUAUUGGAUGGGGGAGGCGUUUUCAUAACACCUCCAUCUCUACAUUUGUGUCAUGCAGUGUUUCCUUUUGUUGUCCAAAUCAAUUUGCAAAGUCCACCAGCUGCAGCUGCAAAGUUGGGAUUGUGCCGAGAGUGUUAUGUAGCCUCUGCUUUACUCCUGACCUAAUAUCUCCUGUAAUAUGUUGAGGCAUUCGUUGGCUUUUCUGCUGCUUUGUGAGUUUGUGGGUUUGUUGUUGUGUAGCGUUGUAUGGUCUUCAAGGUUUUCCUGCCAUGUUUUUUUAUUUUUUUAUCUCAUUAGGUCAUUCCUAGCUCUUUAGUUUCAUCAGGCUGUGCAAACAGAAAAUGCAGUAAUUCUCCACACACACACACACACACACACACACACACACACACACACACACACAAUACAGGGAUAGGAGUCAAAUGAUUUACUCAGCAAAGUAAAUUAGUCUUUUUCAACAGAUUUCCAAACCUUGUAGUUUCUAAACUCGAUAUCAUGGCUGUGUUUUUAACAUUAUGAAAAACAGCUCCUCCUGCUUGCUGUAGAUAGAUAAAUUGUUUUCUGAAAGUUAAACUUGAUGUGAGUUCAUGCCCUGUCAUCCAUUCUGUCACCUCCAGUGGAUAAAUGGUCUUAUCCAGCGAUAGCAAUAACUACCAUGAAACGUUGGUUUCUCCUUUUAUCACCGCAAAUAUAAUCUUACUGGUUUUUCCCAUCUUGAGAACAGUUUUAGUAAACUGAGCCGAUGCUGAAAGGAAAGGAUGGUUAAGUGAUUGGUGAAUAAUUAAAUAAAUGCUGGAUUUAUUGUUUCUCUUUGGAUGAGGCAGAUUAUUUUUUUUCUCCUGCUGGAAUCUGAAGCCUGUUACAUGUGAUAGUGUGGUGUUUCAGUUUAUGCAUGAGUGUACAUGAGUGAUGUACAGUAGCGUGUCUUUAUGAGAUCUGAUGCUGGCUGGGUGAAGAAGGGAGGAUGUAACGGAGCUAGAGGAGUGAUAAUAGCAGGCACUAACCUUCCACCUGUUGUUGACGUCUGUUUGGCCUCCUCUUUGUCAUCUGUUUUUGUUUUCAUCUUUUACCAUUGAUCUUAUAACAGUGUGGGCACUUUAAAGAGAAAGCAACAGAUGAUGUAAAAUCCAUAAUACUGAAUUAUUUCAAUUGCAAUCAAUACAUUUAGAUCGUUAAAGAGUAGAUAUUUUUGCUUUUCUAAUUUUAAUAUCAACCGUUUUUUACAUUUAGUUCUUGUUAAAUUGUGUUAAAUUGUAUUAUAACAUAUUCAUAUACAUUAAAAAGUAUUUUCUUUCCUGAUUAAAUGCAUACCAAUAUGAGUAUUUUAUUUGAAGAGCUUCUUGUUGGCAAUUAUUCAAAGUCCCUUCCCCCGCAAGGCAAUUUCGUGAUUGUUGACAUUGGGCUCUAAUUAUCAAUACAUUUGACAUUAUUUGACAAUUAUCAAAACAAAACUUUCCCAAAAAUGCCUUUAUUAGGCUAAUCAUUUGUUAGCCUAAUAAAUAUCACUGUAUUACUGGGCCGUUUCUCAAUGUCGAGUAAACCUGCUGCAGAGCCACUAUUUCGAUGACGUAGUAUACUUGAAAUAGUGGCUCUGCCGCAGGUAUACUCGACAUUGAGAAACGACCCUGGUCUGUAACAACUCUACAGUCGUUCACAUUCUCUACAGUUCAGAAUGGAGAAAAUCAAGAAGAAGAAUUGAUAAUCAGCCUGAUUUUUGUAUCUGUAUUAAGUUUUUAAACCUCUCCCUGCGUAGGAUUGUCUGUUGCCUCCUCUUGAAAGAAAACACUGCUCCUCGUUGUCCUCCCCUUCCACCUCUCUGUGUCCAUCGAGCAUGUCACUCACUGCCUGUGAUGGGGCUACCAACUGAACCAUGGAGAUUUGUGGAUGUACUGUAUGUAUUGACUUUGUAAAUAGUAAAUAAAGUAAUGUAGAUGAACACAUAUAUAUAUAUAUAUAGAUCAGACUGUCCUGCUAGACCUACAGCACACCCUCUCGACACUUGAUCCUCUAAAUACAUCCAGUGAACAAGUUGCUCUCAGAGAUAUUUUUGCGAUGAAAUGUAGAAAUAUUGUUUCUAAACUUUAGUGCUGAUAAGAAAUUGUGGAAUACUGUCAGCUGUAGAAAUAAAGAUUGAGAUGAUUGUACUGCAGAUUUUAUCACGCUCCAGCAAAGCAGAGACAGUGAAAAGCUGCUGUUUGGUUUGUAAUUGGAGAAAAAAAAGUUUUAAAACCCUCACUAUUCCUUCUCACGUUGUUCUUUCCUCACAGAGCGCACAUCUCAUUGGCAGGACAGUGUAUAGCUAUAUAUUUUUGUUCUGGGUGUUGUUGUACCUCUGUUGUCAGUCUCUGAACUGCUUCUCUCACUGAAAAGGAACAUAUAACGGCAGCUUGGGUCAGUUCAUUGAUCCACAAAAUUAGCUGAUGGUGUGAGAGCUUGUGCAAUUUAGAUUUUUCCCUCCUGCGGUUUGUGAUGGAGAUGGAGGGAAAGUCAUUCUGCAUUUUAAGAUCACCAGAUGCUUGAGGGUUGGAGUUAUAGCUCAAAAGAGAACAAGACAAUUAGUUGUGGUUGUUUGAAAACUGAUAGUGACAUAAGGUCAAUUUUUAAGAGCCUACGAGACGUCAUAGAAGCUUGUGAGAGAAUAUGGUUUAACAGAGACAAUCUCAGAGAUAUCUGUCGUUAGAUUCCUGGAUUUAUAAUCAGAAUAUGAAACCAAAUGAUUCGACAAUCCUGAACUGUUUUUAAAUCUCUCUAUCUCUUCUCUCUCUAACGCUCUCUUUCACUCCUGUUAACUUGUCUCCUGUUUUUCUUUCUUUUAUUGUGAAUUUGUGCCUUUUUGUCAUCUUAUCUUCCAAUAACACUACUGUACAUUGGAGACGUAAAGAAAUGAAUAAAAAGAAGCAAAGCAACUAUA